Messenger RNA from Vigna angularis (adzuki bean), 1032 nucleotides. RefSeq lists its product as uncharacterized. The transcript has a single exon. Lineage: Eukaryota; Viridiplantae; Streptophyta; Magnoliopsida; Fabales; Fabaceae. The record is from RefSeq and is a predicted model, not a curated record. Bases 1 to 1032 code for a protein of 343 amino acids.
AUGAAAGGGGCACCUUCACCGGACUAUCUCACAGCAUUUUUCAUCUACUAUGAAGAUGGGCAUUGCACUGAAAUGCUGAGGAAAGCGAGAAGUGCUUGGGAAAAUGUUGUGCGAGCAGAAAAGGAUUUAAGACUAGGAGUGAUGGACGACAAAAUUAAUUAUCACACCUGGAUCUGGGAAAGGGUAAAGAAAGUCAAAUUGCCUUUCAAAUCGAUCGUUCAUCAGCUAGCUAACGAAGGGCCAUCCCAAGAACUAGAAAGCGAAGAGGUGAAGCAAUUGAAAAUAGAGAUGGAAGAACUGAGGGAAAAGAACGCUAGGUUGGAAAAAGAAUUACAAACUACGCGCGACGAUCUUGUUCAUAUGAGGAAUGAUAAAGAAGAAAAAGCACACGCCUAUGAAGAAAUGGUCAAAAGUCAGAAGGCUGAAAGAGUUUAUACAUUCCAAUUAAAACAGGACCUUGUAACCGCAAGCAAAAAGCUGGCCAUGAGAGUAAAGGAAAAGAACGCAACAUUAGAAGAGGGAAAACAAUGGAGGCUCCUCUACGAAGAGGCUAAAAGAGAUAAGCGAGAGGCUCUGAAGAGACUAAGAGAAGCGCAGGUUCAAGUAGAAAAGGCGGGACAUGAGAUGAAGGAAAUGGCCUUGUCUUUUGAGACAGAUAUGAACCAAGAGCGUUGGAAGCUGGCAGAGGCCGAAGAAGAGCAUCGCUCCAUGAUAAAGCAAAUGGAGGAGUACAUUGAAGAGCAAGAGGAACGGUGGAGGUCAUUGGAGUUUGGAGAGAGGCAUCAUGCCUUGAUAAAACAAAUGAAAGACCACAUCGCGAUGCAAGAAGAGGCUGUGAAGCAUUGGAAGGGAAGUUUUUCCCAACUGGCUAUGUUGGCGAACAGAGCAAUUGAAGACAUUCCUAAGAUGGUGUUGGACGCCGAAGCCACGACCCACUUUUGUAACCCGCCUCCCGAGAUAAUGCUUUUUAUUAACCAUUGUAAAUGGCUAGUAGGCGAAAUGAAGGCCUUCAUUGCUCGGGUUAGGAAGUGA